AUCUCUCUCUCUCUCUCUCUCUCUCUCUCUCUCCAUUGGCUGCCUGAGCACUGCACUCUGCAACUCCCCCACCAGCUCUCACUGCCGUAGGGUACCGGAUUUCGAUGGCUGCAGCCGUCCCCACCAUUGGAGCCGUCAACCGAGCACCGCUGAGCUUGAAUAGCUCUGGCGGUGGAGCUUCAGUUCCAAGCUCAGCCUUCUUGGGAAGCAGCUUGAAGAAGGUGAGCUCAAGAUUUAGCAACUCAAAGGCUUCCAAUGGGAGCUUCAAGGUUGUUGCAGUGGUUGAAGAAGAAGGGAAGCAUCAGACAGAGAAGGACAAAUGGAAAGGCCUUGCUUUCGACGAAUCCGAUGACCAGCAAGACAUCACCCGAGGAAAGGGUAUGGUUGACUCACUCUUCCAGGCUCCCUCCGGAACUGGAACUCACUAUGCUGUCAUGAGUUCUUACGACUACAUCAGCACUGGACUUCGCCAGUACAACUUGGACAACAACAUGGAUGGAUUUUACAUUGCACCUGCCUUCAUGGACAAGCUUGUUGUUCACAUCACCAAGAACUUCAUGACCCUGCCUAACAUCAAGGUUCCUCUCAUCCUUGGUAUUUGGGGAGGUAAAGGACAGGGAAAAUCUUUCCAGUGUGAGCUUGUGUUUGCCAAGAUGGGAAUCAACCCCAUCAUGAUGAGUGCUGGAGAAUUGGAAAGUGGGAACGCAGGGGAGCCAGCGAAAUUGAUCAGGCAAAGGUACAGAGAGGCAGCUGAUAUAAUCAGGAAGGGAAAAAUGUGUGCCCUCUUCAUAAACGAUCUGGACGCAGGAGCUGGUAGGCUUGGUGGAACCACACAAUACACAGUGAACAACCAGAUGGUUAAUGCCACUCUGAUGAACAUAGCUGAUAACCCGACAAAUGUCCAGCUCCCCGGCAUGUACAACAAGGAAGACAACCCCCGUGUUCCCAUCAUAGUCACCGGUAACGACUUCUCAACAUUGUAUGCCCCUCUCAUCCGUGAUGGUCGUAUGGAGAAGUUUUACUGGGCACCUACAAGGGACGACCGCGUUGGUGUCUGCAAAGGGAUCUUCCGGAAUGACAACGUUUCUCCUGAUGACAUUGUCAAACUUGUUGACACCUUCCCUGGCCAAUCAAUCGAUUUCUUCGGUGCCCUGAGGGCCAGAGUUUAUGAUGAUGAAGUGAGAAAGUGGAUUUCUGGUGUUGGGGUAGAUGGAAUUGGGAAGAAACUUGUGAACUCAAAAGAAGGACCCCCAACAUUCGAGCAGCCAACGAUGACCCUGGAGAAGCUCCUGGAGUACGGAAACAUGCUUGUCCAAGAGCAAGAGAAUGUGAAGAGAGUCCAACUUGCUGACAAGUACUUGAGUGAGGCUGCUCUUGGAGAUGCUAACCAGGAUGCUAUUAAGAGUGGAAGUUUCUACGGCCAAGCAGCCCAGCAAGUGAAUUUUCCUGUUCCUGAAGGUUGUACUGAUCGAAAUGCAGCAAACUUUGAUCCAACUGCUAGGAGUGAUGAUGGGAGCUGCCUUUAUUCAUUCUAGGUCUUUUUCUAGGUAUUGGGUGAAAUUUUCAAAGGAUGUUAGAUAAACAUUAAUUAUGAUGUUACUCUGUUUCAAAUGGCUUCUUAGCCUCUAGUUUUGUGUUAUAAUGAAUACGCUUUCAAAGGUGUAUGCUUUCUUUCUUA
Molecule: messenger RNA, 1678 nt
Organism: Corylus avellana
Lineage: Eukaryota; Viridiplantae; Streptophyta; Magnoliopsida; Fagales; Betulaceae
Product: ribulose bisphosphate carboxylase/oxygenase activase, chloroplastic
Cellular component (GO): thylakoid; chloroplast stroma
Molecular function (GO): ATP binding; ribulose-1,5-bisphosphate carboxylase/oxygenase activator activity; ATP hydrolysis activity
Source: RefSeq, a predicted model, not a curated record